AUGCGGCACCCCUACAACUUCUUCCAUGGUCUGCGGCGCAGCGCCCGGCGCGUGGCGCUUUGGGACCUCUCGGGCCCUGAUGCCAAGCGAAGGAUGCUUUCUUGGCUGGACGAGACCAUCCAAGAGUGGCACUUUGCAGAGAUGCAGAGCUACGGCGUGGAGGUGCUGCGAGUGCCCUGCGGAUAUUGGAAUUGGAUGGUGCCGGAGCAAGGCCCCGAGGUGUCCGGGGUCUACGCCACCAACGCCAUCCGCGAGAGGCUGCGAAACCUGCAUCGCAUCGCUCGGCCGGCGGAGUACCAGGAAUACUUCGACCGGAUCUUCCACUUCGCUGAGAAGUAUGGCAUUCAAGUACUUCUUGACUUACAUGCAGUACCAGGAUCCCAGAAUGGGGAGAUCCACAGCGGUGUUUGCAUCGAGUCUGGCGAAGAGAAUGUGAGCUUCUUCCAGAAUGAGGCCAAUUUGAAGAUGGCCGUGCAGGCAGUCCGCGAGAUGGCGCGAUACGCGCGCAGUAAGAGCAACCUCUUUGGGGUGCAAGUCAUCAGCGAGCCUCACCUUCACUCGGAUGAGGGCCAUGAAUUCCUGAGGCAGUACUACCACGAGGCCAUUCUCGCAGCCCGCGAGUUCUUAGAUGCCUCAGUGCCCAUCAUGCUCUUCGAGUGGACCUACGAGAUGCACCGCUGGGACGGCCGGUCCUUUCCGGAGCAGACCUACGGCCGGGUCUUCUGGGAUACCCAUUUGUACCACUUCCCGGACAAAGGCAAGACUUGGACCUCGCAGAACAACGGCUUAGAGCAGGCGAAGGAGUCCUACGCCUGGGACCUGCAGCAGCUGCGGCACUUCGCGCGCCAAGAGACGGUGCUCGUGGGGGAGUUCUCCAUGGCUGGGCCCUGCCUCAACCAGCAAGAGACCCAGCAGUUCGCCCAGUGGUUGGUUGAGCAGUUCGAUUUCGCCUGCGCCGGUUCGCUGAUGUGGUCCUUUGACAACCGUCUCAUCGCUUGGAGCAUGCAGCGACAGGUGAAGGACUGGGGCUUCAACUGGAAGCGGCUCUUCGACAACGAGGCCACCCGCUGCGGCGGCGCGGUGGGAUUUCAAGCCGCCGCCUUCGGGACUUGGCUCUCGGCCACGGAGAAAGGAGCUGUUGAAGCAGACGCAUUGGAGAGCAACUGGUGGGAGGAGUGGGUGCCCUACAACUACCGCGUCCAGGGCAAGGCUAAGGUGGCACUGCGCUCAGCGGCCCAUGGCACCUGGCUGUCUGUGACCAAGGAGGGCGAAGUGACCCAGUCAGACCAUCGAUCUGCGUGGGAGGAGUUCUCCGUACUGUUCCACACAGAGCAGGAGGGCCAGCAAUGCAUCUCCUUGCAGUCCUUCCAUGGGUCUUGGCUUUCAGUCCGACGUUUCAGGCCCAGUGACCGUCUUCUGCUACAAGCCGCUUACUCAAUCCACGAUGCCGAGGUGGCUACGGCCUGGCUGGUGUCAUAG
Effrenium voratum is the source of this 1479-nucleotide messenger RNA. NCBI's taxonomy places the organism in Eukaryota, Dinophyceae, Suessiales, Symbiodiniaceae. The record is from the annotation of a GenBank genome assembly.